Prosopis cineraria is the source of this 444-nucleotide messenger RNA. Its product is annotated as protein NOI4-like. The transcript has 3 exons. The record is from RefSeq and is a predicted model, not a curated record. NCBI's taxonomy places the organism in Eukaryota, Viridiplantae, Streptophyta, Magnoliopsida, Fabales, Fabaceae. Bases 43 to 276 code for a protein of 77 amino acids.
UCAAUCACAUCCUUUCCCCUGAUCUCUUUCCCCUUCAUUCCAAUGGCUUCGCAAGAGCAAGGAAGGCCUUUACCAAAGUUUGGGGAAUGGGAUGUGAAUGAUCCAGCUUCAGCAGAAGGAUUUACAGUCAUCUUCAACAAAGCCAGAGAUGAGAAAAAAACCGGUGGAGCUUCCGGCCGCCAUUCCUCACAGCGAAGAGUUGAUUCUCAUAACGAUAAAAAGAAACAAUCACCCAACUCCAACUCCAAGAAAAGGUGGUUUUGCUUUGGUCCUUGAGAAGGAGAGGUUUCUUAUUGAACUUCAUUGUCAGUCUUCAUGUGUUUAUGAAGCGUCCAAAUUGUAUUGCAGGCUCAAGAAAAAUGGAGUUUCAGGGAUUUGCAGCUUCUGGUUCCUCCUCUUGAUUUGAUUUUCUCUUAAUUAAUUUGCACCGAAAAGUAAUGUAAA